Messenger RNA from Oncorhynchus kisutch (coho salmon), 10592 nucleotides. RefSeq names its product agrin. The record is from RefSeq and is a predicted model, not a curated record. NCBI's taxonomy places the organism in Eukaryota, Metazoa, Chordata, Actinopteri, Salmoniformes, Salmonidae. Gene Ontology annotation, biological process: multicellular organism development; cell differentiation; receptor clustering. Gene Ontology annotation, molecular function: calcium ion binding; laminin binding. Gene Ontology annotation, cellular component: extracellular region. The transcript is spliced from 37 exons. The coding region runs from base 2102 to 8032 and encodes 1976 amino acids.
AGGCAGGGAGAAGUGCUGCUCUGGAGAGUGACGGUGCUCGGGAGACAACACGCUCAGCCGCUGUUGUAAAACGCAAGAGGUGGACGAAGUGUCAGGCGCCACCGCUCGCCUGUUCUUCCUCUGUCCUCUCUCACUCUAUCGCUCUCCUGCUCUGCUCUGGCUGUCUCUAUCUGCAGCUCGCUGGCUGGCUACUCUCUCUCUACCUCCCUCUCUCUCUCUCUCUCUCUCUCUCUCUCUCCCUCUCUCGUUGACUAGGGCUUGGCUGGCUGAGCAGCAGAGUGAAUUAACACAGUGGACUACCUGCUGCCUGGGGAUUGUGUGCGCUGUGAAUACUCCGUGAAUACGCAAAGCUCCAAGUUGUUGUUUUGGCUGCCAGUGAAUGGGCCUGUCCCUCGGAGGAGCAACUCGAAGGAGAUCAUCCGCAGCCAAGCCCAGGACAAGCAACCGGGAGUAGCCUCUGGAGCAGGAACAGACAGAAGGAGUGGAGUCUUGUGAAAAAGGAGAAAAAAAGAGGGAGACUGAGCCAGAGAGAGAGUGAAAUGAGCAACUGAGCAGCUUCUACACUCAAUGAAGAAGGGGUGAAUAAGCGACUGCUUUUUUGAAAAGGAGAAAACCAACUUGACACUCUCGGACAGAGGGCGGUAACAAGACCCCCCAUGCGAUUUGUUUUUGGAUGAAUAUGCCAUCAGGGGUGGACAACACGAGGAAAGAAAGAUAAAAAGUCUUCAGGGCUUGUUGUUCAUUUCUGGCACAGACUUCUCCCCUCUUUCUUCCCUCCUCUCUCCAUUUCUUUUGUGGGUUUUCUUUAGUCUGUGUGUCGGGCUGAGGUUUGUCGCUUCUCUGUAUAGCCGGACUCAGGCGGAACAGAGCUGAGGGGAGGACAACUCAUGUUGAGGUACAGAGCCGGGGGCGUAAAUUGUUCCCCUCUCCAACUUUCCACCCCUCUCUACUUCUUCUGACCUGUUUUCUCCAGACUCCAAGGGUGGCCCCCACAUGCGAGUGGCGAGGGGGAAGGGGGCCACAGUGUUUUGAACCGAGGAAGUGGGUGGUGAAAAAAAUAAUCCCCUUCACGCUCCUAAGAGCAUAUGGUUAAUCGAGUGGUGGCCAGCUGCUUACUAGCCCCCCUGCUAAAUACGCUAACGCUAGAUACAAGUGCGCAGCGACGGGGGAAGCUUCGUGCUCCGUGCUCGGAGAAGACAGUCGCAUUGCCGUGUUGCUGUUGCCUUUAUUUCGGUCCUGACUAGAGCUAUAAGGAACAAUAAGCAGGCGGGCAGCCAAGUGAAAACAAAGAGCCGGUUGUUGUUGUUUUCCUUGGAGCGUUUUGUAAGGAAAAGAAAAGGAGGCUAAUGAAUGUCUUCAGAGCGCCAAAGCUGCCGGAGCUCUAGCCCCAAGCUCCCAGUUUAUCAGCCACAGGAGGCUGGAGAAAGAUGCUCCCCCGCCAAAUCACCAGCAGCUACUCUUGACGAAUGCUGUGGUAGUGUGGUGGAACCUGGCUUGUGUUGUGAGGGCUCCUGGGGCAAUAAGGAGACCAGUGUGUUUUGCAACAGUGGACCAGUGCUGCAAAGAGAUCAAGGAGGCUUCUUACUGUAAUUACUGUUGAGUUACUGUGGAACUUUGGCACCUUUUGAUCUAGCACGUGCACACACACACACACAAACAGAGACACAUACCCACACACACAUUUACACUUUCAUAUUGUACAUAUACUCACUCCACAUACGUACACACAAAUCUGUUGUCAUCCCCUUUCCAGUACUUGUAUUAAAAUGGAGGUAGCGUGGACAGCUGGUGGCCUAUAGCAGUACAGGCCCACACCCUUCUGUCCUCUUCCCACCAAUGGAUGUUAUUACUGUCCAAAAUGAGUUGCCUGGAAACCAUUGAAAGCUCCUCGACGCAUCUUUCUGAAAGCAGCUGCGACUCCCUCCCCACGGCGGAACACAGCUGGAUUCCGGGCUGAAUCUACCAACCAUUACCAACCAGUCUAUCAUUCUCUCCUCCCUCGUUUCUGGUGUCAUUUUUAUUCCUUGGUUCUUUGGUUUCAUCUUCUCCCACUCCGUUACCCGUACCUUCCCACCGGGCGUACGGACUCUGGAAGUGGAGCAUGACCAGCUGCCAUUACCCCACGCCGCCCCCGGAGCGGGACCGGAUGUACCAACACAAGGUGUCCCUGGUGGUGCGCUACUUUAUGAUCCCCUGUAACAUAUGUCUCAUCCUGCUGGCCACCUCCACGCUGGGCUUCGCCGUGCUGCUCUUCCUCAACAACUACAAACCUGUUCACUUCACGCCGGCCCAGCCUCCUGAUGGUUGCAGAGGUAUGCUGUGCGGCUUCGGGGCGGUGUGUGAGCGUAAAGCGGCUGACCCCUCUAAGGCGGAGUGUGUAUGCAAGAAGAUGGUUUGUCCGUCGGUUGUGGCGCCCGUGUGCGGCUCAGACUCCUCCACCUACUCCAACGAGUGUGAGCUGGAGAAGGCCCAGUGCAACACGCAGCGACGCAUCAAGGUGCUGCGCAAGGGACCCUGUGCCCUGAAGGAUCCAUGCAGCGAGGUGAUCUGCAGUUAUGGCAGCACCUGCAUCCAGUCAUCGGACGGCCUGUCGGCCAAGUGCAUGUGCCCGCUGAGCUGCGAAGGCAAGCCCGAGCAGGUGAUGUGUGGCAGCGAUGGCCAGGACUACCGCAAUGAGUGUGAGCUCCACAAGCAGGCCUGCCAUACCAAGAAGAACAUCCGCCUUCAGCGCCAGGGAUCCUGCAACCCAUGUAAAGGCCUCGAGAACAACCUGAACGUUGCAUGCCGGGUGGAACCGCGCACCCACCAGCCCCUGAAUAUCCCCCGCCCGGAGUCCUGCCCAGCCGUCAAUGAGCCACUGUGUGCCAGCGAUGGGCAGACGUACGAGAGUGAGUGCCAUAUGAAGCGGACGGGCAUGCAGAAGGGCAUUGAACUCAAGAAGAUCCACCCGGGCCGCUGCAAGAAACAAGAGGAGUGCAGGGAGGAGUGCAAGUUCAACGGCGUGUGCCAGGUGGAGCGUCUGGGCAUGCGCUGCUCCUGCGAGCCCAUCCAGUGCGAUGGCACCUACAAGCCGCUGUGCGGAAAGGACGGCCACACCUACAUCAAUGACUGCGAGCGCCGGCGGGCUGAGUGCCAGGCCAAAGCCCAUAUUCCCGUCAAGCAGCAAGGCCCGUGUGAUCUACACACUCCCAGCCCGUGCCUGGGGAAGGCCUGCGAGUUCGGGGCCGCGUGCGUGGUGAAGAACAACGAGCCCGUGUGCGAGUGCCAUGGCGCCUGCCCCCAGAUGCCCGACCUGGUGUGCGGCAGUGACGGCCACAGCUACGGCAGCCAGUGUGAGAUGAAGGCCAUGGGCUGCGCCCUGCAGAAGGAGAUUCACAUCCAGCACCGAGGACCCUGCGACGAGGCGUGUGCCAACUGUUCAUUUGGGGCGAUCUGCGAUGGGCAGUCUGGCCGCUGUGUGUGCCCGCAGGAGUGUGUGGAGUCCCACCAACCGGUGUGCGGCAGCGACGGCUCCACCUACGACAGCGAGUGUGAGCUCCACGUGCGUGCCUGUACCGAGCAGCUUGACCUGCGCGUGCUCGCCCAGGGAGAAUGCAAGACGUGCGGUAGCGCCGUGUGUGCCUGGGGGGCCCGCUGCGUCCAGAACAAGUGCGAGUGCCCGCAAUGCCAGGGCCAGGCCUUCUCGCCCGUGUGCGGCAGCGACGGCUUCACCUACGACAACACCUGCGAGCUGGGCGUGGCCUCCUGCGUCCUCAAAAAGAAGAUUGAGGCGGCCAAGCCUGGCAGCUGCGACGAAGAGUGUGGUUCAGGAGGAUCGGGGUCAGGUAUUGAGAGCUGCGAACAGGACAGGUGUCGUACGUUUGGAGGAUCGUGGGACGAGGACGCAGAGGACGACCGCUGUGUCUGUGACUUCGACUGCCAUCGCGUGCCUCGCAACCCGGUGUGUGGCUCAAAUGGGAAGACCUACAGCAACGAGUGUGAAAUGAAGAAGGCUAGGUGUGAAAAGCAGGAGCACCUGCUGAUCCAGAAUCAGGGACCCUGUACUGCGAUUUCGGCCACCUCUCCGACAAAGCUGCCAGCGCAGGAACACUGCAGUCUGUCAGUCUAUGGCUGUUGCCGUGACAACAAGACGGCGGCCCUUGGUGUGGGACUUGCCGGAUGCCCCAGUACAUGCCAGUGUAACCCGUACGGCUCCUACAAGGGGACUUGUGACCCGGGCAGCGGCCAGUGCUCCUGUAAGCCCGGCGUCGGGGGACAGAAGUGCGACCGCUGCGAUCCAAGCUUCUGGAACUUCCGCGGCAUCGUCACAGAGAACUUGAGCGGCUGCACACCGUGUAACUGCGACGCGGUGGGCUCGGUGAGGGACGACUGCGAGCAAAUGUCAGGCCUGUGCUCCUGCAAGACGGGAGUGAAGGGCAUGAAGUGCAACGUGUGCCCCGACGGCAGCAAGAUGGGUAUGAGCGGCUGCGACACAGGUGCCGAUGCCCCAACUUCAUGUGAUGAGCUGGACUGCAAGUUUGGCGCGUUGUGUGACGAGGUCAAUGGUCAAGCCCACUGCGAAUGUCCCUCUCCCGACUGUGACGAGAAGAACAAGACCAAGGUGUGUGGCUCUGAUGGGGUGACCUACGCUGACCAGUGCCAGCUGAGGACCAUUGCCUGUAGGCAGGACAAGCACAUCACAGUGGAACGCUUUGGCCAGUGUACAGAAAGCAUCAUAGAGCCGGCCGGCCGAUCCACUCCUUACCCCCCCGCCUCCCACGCCGCCGCCACCACCCCCUCCACCGCCCACGUCAGGCUCACGUCGCCGCACUACGGUGCAUCACUCUCUCCCUGGGACGAUGAUCAAAUGGGGCUCCCGGCCUCUUUCGUGGAAGCCUUGCCACCCCCCAUGGCCACGGAGAGCGUGCUCACCACCAACCGCCCCGUCACCACCCCCCGCCACCCACCUCACUCCACCACCCCCCACCUGCCUGGCCACACCAGCCCUGGCUCCUCCCCUACCGCCUUUGAAGACUCAGGGAGCGGCGAGCCCAGCGGAGACGACCAGGUGGCGGAAGAGGAGGAGAAUGAGGAAGAAGGUAGCGCCUUCGGAGUUCUGGAGGCGAGCGGAGAGGAGCCUGUUGACCCCACAGCUGCGGCCACCACUAUCCCCACGGCGGAAGAUCGCUCGUCGUGUGACAACACUCCCUUCGGCUGCUGUCCCGACGGCAAGACGGCCUCCAGCAGCCCUGAGGGAGCCAAUUGCCCCCCCACCAUGAGGUUCAGCGGCUUCCUGCACCUAGACCAGGUGGAGGGCCAGGAGGUCUUCUACACCCCAGAGAUGGAGGAUCCCAAGUCUGAGCUGUUUGGGGAGACGGCCAGGAGCAUCGAGAGUGCCCUGAACGAGUUGUUCCGGAAGUCAGAGGUGCAGAAAGACUUCAUGAGUGUCCGCGUCCGCAGCCUGGCUCCCAGCAACUCCAUCUUGGCCUUCGUCGAGGCCCACUUUGACUCAGAGACCAGGUACACAGUGGAGGACAUCGAGGGAGCCCUGCUCAAGCAGCUGAAGGCAGCCAAGGAGACGGCCAUCAUGGUGAAAAAGCCAGAGGAGGAGAACAUUCGCUUCACCAACUACGGUCUCUCCUCCCUCCCCUACUUCACCACAACCACCACUACAACAGCCACAGCCACCACCCCCACCGCCAGCCCCUCCCCCUUCAUCACAAGCCGUCCCCCGGGCACCACCCGCCGCCCUUACACCAGCCGCCGGACCACCACCGCCCCCUCGCCAGUGACCACCCCGGCCCCCACUACUACCAUCACCCCCCUCCACAGGACCAGGCCUGUGCCCCACCACACCAAGGCCCAGCGGCCCUGCGACUCCCACCCCUGCCGCCACGGGGGCACCUGCGAGGACGACGGUGCCGACUUCACCUGCAUCUGCCCCGCCGGGAGAGGGGGUGCCGUCUGCGAGAAACUGAUCAAGUACUUCAUUCCGUCGUUCGGGGGUAAGUCCUACCUGGCCUUUGACACCAUGAAGGCUUACCACACGGUCCGCAUCGCCAUGGAAUUCAGGGCCGCCGAGAUGACGGGCAUCCUCCUCUUCAACGGCCAGGACGGCAAGAAGGACUUCCUGUCUCUCACCCUGGUCAACGGCAAGGUGGAGCUCAAGUUCAACACAGGUUCGGGCACAGGCACCUUGGUCAGCAAGGUCCAGGUUAAGCAGGGUCGCUGGCACCAGCUGGUAGUGACAAGGAACCGGCGCAACGCCAUGCUGAGCGUGGACAAUGAGACCCACAUCGACGGCGCCAGCCCCCCCGGCACCGACGGCCUCAACCUGGACACACACCUGUUCAUCGGAGGGGUGCCCGAAGACAUGAUGACAGAUGUGAAGGAGAGAACCUCCAUCGGUACGGGUCUGGUGGGCUGUGUGCGCAUGCUGGACGUCAACAACCUGGUGUACAACCUGCAGGAGAAGAGUGGCAACGUGCUGUACGGCACCGGCGUGGGCGAGUGCGGCAACAAUCCGUGCCAGCCUAACCCUUGCAAGAAUGGCGCCCCAUGCCAGGUCAAGGAGGCCGAGAUGUUCCACUGCAAGUGCAUCAACGGCUACUCCGGUCCGACGUGCGCCGACACCCACAACCCGUGCGAGCCCAACCGAUGCCACCCCUUGUCCCAGUGCCAGGUGCAGCCGGAGGGAGGGUACAAGUGCGAGUGUCCCAUGGGUCGCGAGGGACGCCACUGCGAGAAAGUGUCGGAGAAGAAAGGGGCCUACAUGCCGUUCUUUAGCGGAGACUCUUACCUGGAGCUGAAGGGAUUGCACACCUACGGUCACGAUCUCCACCAAAAGGUCAGCAUGACAGUGGUGCUCAUGGCCAAUGACUCCAACGGCAUGAUCUUCUACAGCGGCCAGAAGACGGACGGCAAAGGUGACUUCAUCUCCCUCUCCCUCAACGACGGCAUCCUGGAGUUCCGCUAUGACCUGGGCAAGGGCCCCGCUGUCAUCAGGAGUAAAGAUAAGAUCAAGAUGGGCGUGUGGAACACAGUGAACCUGGAGCGGGCCAAUCGAAAGGGAGAGAUUAACAUCAACGGAAAGGACCCAGUCAGAGGAGAGUCGCCGAAAUCACGUAAGAACCAACACACCGCUCUCAACCUGAAGGAGUCUCUGUUUGUGGGUGGUGCUCCUGAUUUCAGCCGGCUAGCAAGGGCCGCCUCGCUCAAAGAUGGCUUCAAGGGGACCAUUCAGAAGAUCACCCUGAUGGGCACGCCCAUCCUCCGGCAGGAGAACGCGCUGCACUCCAGUGACGUGGCCAUGUUCGAGGGCCACCCCUGCAGCCGUGAGCCCUGCCACAACGGGGGUCGCUGCAACCCCCUGCUGGAGAGCUAUGAGUGUGUGUGCCUCCUCGGCUUCACAGGCACACACUGUCAGAACACCAUCUUCGAGAAGUCCGCCGGGGAAACGGAGUCCAUCGCCUUUGACGGCCGGACAUUCAUUGAGUACCACAACGCCGUCACCAAGAGCCAACUGACCAAUGAGAUUCCGGAUGAGAAAGCCCUGCUGGUGAACAAGUUUGAACUGAGCAUUAAGACCGAGGCCACUCAGGGCCUGGUGCUGUGGAGUGGUAAGGGCAUGGAGCGAUCUGACUACAUCGCCCUGGCGGUGGUGGACGGCCGUGUGCAGAUGACCUACGACCUGGGCUCCAAGCCUGUGGUGCUGCGCUCGACGGUCCGCGUCAACACCAACCGCUGGAUCCACAUCAAGGCCAGCAGAGCACUUAGGGACGGCUCUCUCCAGGUGGGCAACGAGGCAGCGGUCACAGGUUCGUCGCCCCUGGCAGCCACUCAGCUGGACACAGACGGAGCCCUCUGGUUGGGUGGCUUAGAGGAGUUGGCUGUGGCCCGGAGACUGCCUAAGGCCUACAGCACAGGUUUUGUGGGCUGUGUAAAGGAUGUCGCGGUGGACGGCGUGGAGCUCCACCUGGUGGAGGACGCCCUGAACAGCCCCAAAAUAUUACACUGUUCCGCCUCUGGCACAGCCGCCACGGCCAAAAAAUAGCCUGGCUAAAAUCACUCCCUCCAUAAACGCCAUGUCUACUGCUGUAAUUAUUUUAUAUUUUUGUAUACUUUUCAUUGCUUUUUAUAUUGAAAAUAAAAAGAAUACGUUGUUUUAAUUUUUUUUUUUAUAUAUAUAUUUUUUUUGUUUUCUGCGCCUCCUGUUCAUUCAUUAUCCCCGCCCUGAAACGCAGGUGUACAUACCGUACAUAUUCGCGUACUUUUGUGUGACGUCGCGAGACAAGUGUAAGCUGUAUUCAUUGUGUUGUUUUGUUGUUUUAAAACAAACAUGAACAAAACCUCUCCCUCGCUCAUUACUUAAACACUGGUGAAUCACAUUGGUGCUCUCUAUUAUUUCCUUGUCUUGAUGCCAUAUCAUUCACUACCACACAACACAGCCUAUAGAAAUACAUACAAACAUUCCCCUGUGAGAUAAAUGCAGUCGAGACACACUGCUGUUUCCUUGGUCAUUGUCAUUAGAGCACACUGUUACAAAACGUUUUUAAAACAUUUUGCAACGGAAAAUGAAAACGGGCAUGUUUUAUUGGGCGUGUCUGUUUUCUUCCGUUUUGUGCCUAAUGAACAGGACAAUGGUAUCCUAGAACCAUCUGCUUGUAACCAGUAGGGCUGCUCAGAAUGAACUUCUGAAACCGCUUAAUCAAACUCCUCAAACAGCGCAAAUGAUCUACAUUGCCUCUCAAUCAACGACUUGAGUUUUGAAAUGAUUCGCAAACCCCCAGAGCUGAACAAAAACAAAGUGCCCUGCAUUCAAGGACAACACACAUAUCAUCAUUCCACAACAUGCAUCAAUCAAGAAAUGUAAUAAUAAUUUAAUUAAAGAAAUGUAAUAAAUAUAGACUAUAUAAAUACCUGAGACUGUGAAUAUGUAAGAUUGGUUCUCUUCUCAAGAAUUGUGAAUCUCAUGUAUUGUGCUUUCUAUUUUACAAUCAGGAUGACCAUUAGUUGCAUGCAGUUUCUGCAGUGUUGAUUUUGUUUUGUUUUGGUUUCACUGUGUUGCCGGCCAAGUGGAUUACCUGUCGCAAACACGCGUUGUGUUUUACAAAACGGUUCAACUAUCUGGUUUCACUGAGCUAGGAUAACUAUUUCAUUUUGGUGGGGUCCUUUUUUGAGCACUUGUUUUUCUAUUGGAGUUUGUUUUGCUGGACUUGGAAUGGCUCAAAAGGACAGGUUGUUGUUGUUACCGCAACUGGCCUGGUGGGAGUGCUAUAAGCUCAGGCUGAAGAGAGGACCGACCAAGAGGAAGAAGCGAGAUACUGUAUCAUACCAUAGGAGACAAUAGGACCCUCAAAUGCUCAGUCAUGGAAUGUUUAGUAGUCAAUGAAAUUCUUCAGUCUUUCAAACUUCAAAGUCCAUUUUUUGAUCAAAUUGGAAUGAAGACUGGGUUAUACUUUCUCUUGCAUUAAGAGUGAUCUAUCUCUUGCUGUUGGAAAAGUGAUAAUGUGAUGAGUUGGGACAUUUGGCAGCAAAAUGAGGAAAAAAAUAGCAAACAUAAUCGCAAUUACUAAUAAACGUACUUAUGCAUGGGUUUUGUAUUGUCGAGAUGAAUUCUGUAACAUCCAAAAACUCAUAAUGCAAUGCAAAAACUAAACUGCAAUGACUGACAUAAACCCACUCUGUUUUGAUAUAUAAGAUACUUGGCAAUAUUAUAAGAGAAAACAAAUGCUUGUUCAAGGUUGAGUAUCAGUGGUAUUGUAUUAGUUUGUUUAAGUUCUUCAUUAUUUCCCCCCCGCGACACAAAAAACGGCCAUUUUGUACAGCCCUGAAAUUUGUAAGUGAAAAUUUUGCAAUGUGUAAAACUGUAGAGGUUAUGUUUUUAGUGCUAUACACUGGAAAUAAGUCUGACUUGUCUGUUCACUACACACAAUAAUGAUGUUCCUAUGUCAAUGAGGAGGGGAAGAGCAUCGAAGUAUAUGGCUUUUGAGUGUAAUCAAGGACUAGUGUCCAUUCCAAGACCAGGAACCCUGGGUGUGUGUGUGUGUGUGUGUACACCACUGUAUUUACAUGUUGUAUUACUGUUGAAUUGGACCUAUUCCAGUAGUAGUUCAUGAGCAGUGGGUUCCUGUGUUAGUGGCACUCAGAAGACAAGUGGCGCAGGCUCACGAGUGAGACGACACAAUCUAAUGUCGGGGUGGUAAAAACUAUCUAUGAAUUGCCUUAAAACAGGUCAGCGGCCUACAGGUUGACAAAGUCAUUGUCCAUACUGUUCUGUGCUCUUACUUUGGCCAGCAUACUAGCCUCAUCAUCUUCAUGUAAAUUAAUACAUAAUAAUUAUAUUAAUAAUUCUCAUACAAAUCCUCAGAGGGACGCACAAAUGGUCGACCUCUGGCUUUACAUAAAAUAUACUAUUUACUGUUUGAAUCUAUUUUCUGUUCCUUAUUUAUGUCUUCAUGUGGAUUCCGUCUGGCCUCUGUAAACUACUGUUUGAUUGAGACACUCCUGAAGGGCAGUGCACUGAGUAAGAGUGGCAUGACCUGAUCAUUACUAACUUUAUUACCUUUGUCUUGUGUUCCUACCACCAUGAAAUAAAGUGUCAAACAAACAGA